AUGGGUUUCAAAUCCCUCUUCUCCCGGAAGAAGAAGUCCACUCCCUCCUCCGCCGCCGCGCCCUUGGUGAUGCGCUCGCCGUCGUUCGCCACCCGCGCGCAGAUCGCCGAGCUGGAGCAGGUCUUCAACAAAUUCGACGUCAACGGCGACGGCAAGAUCUCGUCGUCGGAGCUCGGCGCGAUCAUGGGGAGCCUCGGCCACCCGGCGACGGAGGACGAGCUCCGGUCGAUGAUCCUGGAGGUCGACGCCGACGGCGACGGGUUCAUCGACAUCAACGAGUUCGUGGAGCUCAACACCAAAGGGAUCGACUCGGCGGAGGCGUUGCAGAACCUCCGGGACGCCUUCUCCGUCUACGACAAAGACGGCAACGGCUCGAUCUCGGCGGAGGAGCUCUUCGAGGUGCUCAAGAGCUUGGGCGACGAGUGCUCCCUCGCCGAGUGCCGGAAAAUGAUCGGCGGCGUCGACGCCGACGGCGACGGUAUGAUCAACUUUGAGGAGUUUAAAGUGAUGAUGAUGAUCGGCUCUCGUCAUGAUAACAAUGCUCAACCUCAGUAG
Messenger RNA from Fragaria vesca subsp. vesca, 555 nucleotides. RefSeq names its product probable calcium-binding protein CML25-like. Gene Ontology annotation, molecular function: calcium ion binding. The coding region runs from base 1 to 555 and encodes 184 amino acids. NCBI's taxonomy places the organism in Eukaryota, Viridiplantae, Streptophyta, Magnoliopsida, Rosales, Rosaceae. The record is from RefSeq and is a predicted model, not a curated record. The transcript has a single exon.